Exophiala bonariae is the source of this 813-nucleotide messenger RNA. RefSeq lists its product as uncharacterized. Gene Ontology annotation, molecular function: oxidoreductase activity. Lineage: Eukaryota; Fungi; Ascomycota; Eurotiomycetes; Chaetothyriales; Herpotrichiellaceae. The record is from RefSeq and is a predicted model, not a curated record. Bases 1 to 813 code for a protein of 270 amino acids. The transcript has a single exon.
AUGGAUGUCCCUGGCUUUGCCCUCGUUACUGGCGCCGGAUCAGGCAUCGGACACGCCUGUGCAUUAACUUUUGCCCGCGAUGGCGCUGCUGGCGUGGCUCUACUGGAUCUGAACGAGGCUGGCUUACUAGAGACGAAAGCCGAGAUCGAUGCAUUGGAGUUACGCAACGGUCAUCGAUGCCGAGUGGAGGUCUUCCCACUCAGUGUCACCGACGAGACUGCGGUUGACGACAUCGUCGCAAAGGUGGCUACGGCAUUCGGUCGCAUAGACUACGCCGUCAACGCCGCAGGAAUCGCAAUGAAACACCCAGGCGGCGCCGCAUUUGCCCGGACAGAAGAUUGGCGACGUGUCAUGGAAGUGAACGUCACGGGAACCUUCUUUGUACUGCGGGCUGUUGCUCGUAUUAUGUUGAAGCAAGAGCCAAUCCGCUCGAGCAUCGACGGUCGGCCGUUACAGCGAGGUUCGAUUGUCAAUUUCUCGAGCAUCCAAGGCUUAGUAGGGAUUGAAUUGUCCACGGCAUAUACUACAAGUAAACAUGCUGUGUUAGGCCUGACGAGGACGGCGAGUGAUGAUUACGCCAAAGACGGUAUCAGGAUCAAUGCCAUCUGUCCCGGUUAUACAGAAACGCCGAUGACGACACGGGACCCGGCCGUCAAAAAGGCCAUGGAUAAGAGGGUGCACAGUGCGGUGCCGAUGCAAAGGAUGGGGACUCCUCAGGAAAUUGCAGACGGAGUUGUGUUUCUGUGUGGUGGGCGGAGUUCUUUUGUUGCAGGCUCAGCUUUGAGUGUAGAUGGAGGAUAUACGUCGAGGUAA